CGUAUGCUAGUCCUGCCAUAGUAUUAGCACCAUAGUAAACCUACAUACAGGCGAAACCAUGGCCGCACUUCCGCCACGUAAAAAUCCGACGCCUACCAAAAUCUCCAAACAACACCUUACCCCACUGCAAAUACUGCUUCAGAUGGGGUUUCCCAAGCAUAGAGCAGAAAAGGCACUGGCUGCCACUGGAAACCGCGGUGUACAACUAGCCUCCGACUGGCUCCUGGCCCACGUAAACGACCCCUUCCUAGACGAGUGUGCACCUCGCGAAUACAUACUGUAUGCCUGCCCGACGGGUCCAUUCCUGCAGCAGCUUGAAAACUUCUGGGCUCAAUCGCGGGAAGCUUGCGGCUGGAAUGGGGCGCAUAAUUUUACACCCCACAUAACGCUCGUAUCGUUUUUCAAAGCUCCGGACGAAUGCGCACCCCAGCUAUCCAAAGCGCUGAAGGACCUGAUGAAUCUGCCAGGUGCCCGCCUGGACCGUCCGAUUGCCCUCGAGCCCUACACGAGCCCAAACUUCAUGGGCUUUUUCGUUGCCGAAGACGAUGCCAACUAUCUCAAGCGGCUGGCACUGCAGUACGUGAAGGAAGUGUCCCAGUCAAUAAUUAGUGACACGUAUGAGCAGCUAGAUGCAUUGGUUACCUGUUUUCCAUGGUGCGGGGGAGUAACUUCGGCACGCUGUAUACCACGUAGCAGUCGAUCUAUCUCCCUGGAACCACACGUUAAGUCCUUACAUCUGACAUUGGCCUACCAAUUUCCGCCGGCACAAUUCAACGCGUUGAAAUCGUUGGUCGAAAAGCUUGACAUAUCCUGCACGGAUGCCAACUGGGAGCUACGGCUGUAUUCUCGAGAUCCCCGGCUUGCUUCCAAGCAGGUACACAAAGUGCUUUACCCGCACACGCCUCGCGAAACGGAUGAACUAGAGCUGCGCAUCGGUGACUACAUCUACCUGAAUCCGGAAGCUAUUCAAGCCUCAUCUGACGGGUGGGUGGAGGGUAUUUCCUGGCUCACCGGUACUAACGGGUAUCUGCCGGAGAACUACACCGAACGGACGGCGGAAUCCGACGCCUGGACGAUGCAUCGUACCGUUCCGUUGUGUGACGCGCGUACCCUCGAGGAGAUAACGGACACCGUCGACGGAAUGGCACUGGCCGUGUCGCAGAAUUUUGCCCUGGUGGAAGGAAAUGGCCCUAUAGCAGAAGAAAUCGGUAAGCUAUUGAUAAUUGUUUCUAUAUCCCUAGGUCAGAGUGAUUUGCAGCACGACCAAUCGGCAGACCGGCAAACAACGUCACCGCAAGGCGAUACGAAACAGUCGCAAUCCGCAACAACGGUCAGUGACGAGCAGCAAGCGAACAGCAACAGCAACGGUGGCAAAAUGUUUGGUGCUGCCAAAUCGAUGGACGAUAUACCGCUGGAAAAGCUGCACGAGUUGGUAAAGAAGCGUACGACCAUGCAGGUGAUUCCGGGUGACGGAAGUGAUCGGGCAGAAUCGACCUCCAACCAGGGUAACCGCAAGGUGUACCUUAUGCGCCACGGUGAACGGAUCGAUUUUACGUUUGGUACCUGGGUACCGUACUGUUUCGAUGAAGCAGGCAACUACGUCCGGAAGGACCUCAACAUGCCAAAAACAUUGCCCGUACGUAAACCCACCCUCUGGCAACGCGAUUCACCUCUGACAAACGUGGGCCGUUAUCAGGCACGGCUUGUCGGCGAGGGGCUGAAGGAUGCCGGCGUCCAGAUUGAUAAAGUUUACAGCUCACCCUCCUUCCGUUGCAUCCAGACGGCCACUUCAGUGCUGGAAGGACUGGGCUUAAAAGCUUCCCUACCCAUCCACGUGGAACCGGGGCUUUUCGAGUGGUUGGCGUGGUAUCAGGACGGUUUUCCCGAAUGGCUUUCGGCAGAGGAGCUGCUCGCUGCAGAUUACAAUAUUGCGACGGACUAUGCGCCCCUCACAACGGUCGACAAACUGAAGGAAUGUUUUCUCGAAAAGCUCGAUGAGUUCUACAACCGCAACUCGGCCAUAGCGGAACAUAUUAUUAAAAGCACAGAUGGAAACAUACUGAUCGUUGGGCAUGCAACCACCCUCGACACCUGUUCGCGCUUUAUCGUGGGAGAAAAGCUUCGCUCGACCAGCGAGAUGGCCCGAAUCAUGCAAAAAGUUUCCUACUGCAGUUUGGCAGUAAUGGAAUCGGAAGGGAUAGUAUCGGCGGAGGGUGGCGAUAGUACCACCGGGAAACCCGUUGGCCGCUGGAAGCUUGCCGUGCCGCCGUGCGAUCCGGUGACCCAUACCAAUAAUAAUCGAUUCGACUACAAAAUACUCACCGCUCAGCUUUAAGGGGGGACAUUAUGCGUUUUGUUGGCUUCAACGUGUAAAACUAACCAACUAGAGCAUUAUAAUAUUUAUUACCUGCUUCUGGCAACCUUGUGUUACGUACAUUCUUGUUACUUACCUUCUUACUAUAUUGACUACUGAUAAAAGAAACCAACUUGUUGACGUGUGUUCAACUCAGCAUA
Molecule: messenger RNA, 2514 nt
Organism: Anopheles coustani
Lineage: Eukaryota; Metazoa; Arthropoda; Insecta; Diptera; Culicidae
Gene: Epp
Product: ecdysteroid-phosphate phosphatase
Exons: 7
Coding region: 59-2335 (758 amino acids)
Molecular function (GO): protein binding
Source: RefSeq, a predicted model, not a curated record